Molecule: messenger RNA, 5645 nt
Organism: Pangasianodon hypophthalmus (striped catfish)
Lineage: Eukaryota; Metazoa; Chordata; Actinopteri; Siluriformes; Pangasiidae
Gene: rap1gapl
Product: RAP1 GTPase activating protein-like
Exons: 17
Coding region: 761-2899 (712 amino acids)
Biological process (GO): activation of GTPase activity; regulation of small GTPase mediated signal transduction
Cellular component (GO): cytoplasm
Molecular function (GO): GTPase activator activity
Source: RefSeq, a predicted model, not a curated record
UAUGUGUGUGUGCUCACAGCAGACUACAUUAAUUUACUACAUAAAUGUUGUUCUAUCAUUUAUUGCUAAAUUCAAUUUUGCUCCUCACAGAAAACUUUUUAACCAGAUCCACCCUGUUUACUCGCCCAAACAUGACCAGAUGGAUUAUGAGUUCAUAGGGAGGAGUUCAUACACACACCCCCCAUAUCAGCUGAUUCCAUACACAGUGACGUUAUAAAUGCACACACACACACACCUAUUAUUAGCUGAUUCUACACACAGAGAGCUCAGCCAUCAGGUGUCUUUCCUCUGAUCUCUUCCAUCUAAACACCAUUUCCCUUUUUCAGACUCCGUCAUUAAACACAGCAGUAAAGGACGCUGAGGCUCGAGAGUGAAAACAACAGAUUUGUCUAGAAAGUCAGGAGAAGGAAAAGCUGCAGUAAUGGCAGAACAGACAGCACACACUGGUGGAACUGAGCAGGAAGUAGAAUCUCUCAGUGUUGAUGAUUAUCAGAAACUCCUGAAGAUAAUGAAGAUUACACUCCCUAAAGGAGUUCUGACACCAGAGAGUUACAGCUGUCAGUCAACAGGCAGCAGGAUGGGAGGAAGGAUGAAGAGAGAGAUUAAAUAACAGAGAAGCAGGGGGCAGAGAGAGAGAGAGAGAGAGAGAGAGAGAGAGACAGAAAACACAGAGGCUCGAAUCUUUCAUCCACUGAUGGAAUGAUGGAGAGACGGAGCGACUCGUCUUUCUCCCGGAAGAGGAGUUUUACAUUUGGAGCGUAUGGAGGGAUCGACAGGUUCAUCAGUGACAGUGAGAGCAGGUAAAACACAACACACACCUUCUGUUCAUUCUAAACUCGCUGACUUUCAUUCACUGUUAGUUUUAAUUCAUGAAAUUUUCAUUUUAUUUUAUUCGAGUCGUCCUGAGACUCUUGGCCACAGCAUUCUGGAUAUUUUAGACUCUCCAUCUAAUGAAAGCAAACCUUUCGUCCCUGCAAACCCCAACCAGAAGGUGACGGAGCUGUUCGAGAUUAUUGAAAAGCUGCAGGGCAGCAGAUUAGAUGAGCAGCGCUGUGAGUUUCCUCCACCUUUUAAAUCGCGGCUGUUGAAGAUAGGAGACGGGCUUCCCCUCAUUCUGCCCCCUAAGUCUGGAGGCUACUGGAUCGACCCUCCCUUGGACAGACAUGUUGAGACGAGUCCCACGUCCUCGAGUCCCUCGUUCGGCCUCGAGACCUACGACAUCAUGGAGAGAGACAGCGAGGCCAAAAUCUACCAGGAGUUUUUCAGACACAGGUACCAUCACUCGUUCACUGCAGUCGAUCCCUCACUCGGGCCACUCGUUCUCUCCGUCUGUCUGGAGGAGGAGGAGAACCGACUGAGGGUCAUUCUCAGGAUGAACGAGUGCUCUCUGCACGCGACCUUCUCCGUCUUUCUCUUCCAGAACUUUCCCACAGCUGUAGAGCUCGCAAAGAUGCUGUGUGCCAGCGUGAGCGUGUCCUGUUUCGAAGUGGUCAGCUACCUGAAGGCUCCAGAGCUGAUAACAGCAUUUGAUGAACACAGAGUGUCUCAAAACUUCAAAUUUGGGGUUUUAUAUCAGAAGGAAGGACAAUUAACAGAGGAGGACAUUCUCAGCAAUAAUGAGGAGAGUGAGGAGUUUAAACAUUUCCUGUCUAUUCUGGGACAAACUGUUAAACUGCGAGGAUUCACAGGCUUCAGAGGGGGUCUGGAUGUGUCACAUGGCCAAACAGGAAGUGAGGCGGUGUUUACUUCCUUUCACGGCCGAGAGAUCAUGUUCCACGUAUCAACUAAACUGCCCUUUACAGACGGAGAUACACAGCAGGUAGAGCAAAAACAAACAAACGAACAUGUUUUGGGACACGCCCACAGUGGAGUGAUGAUGACGUGUGUUCAGCUCCAGAGGAAGCGUCACAUCGGAAACGACAUCGUGGCCGUGGUGUACCAGGAAGGCAGGACGCCGUUUCUCUGUGAUGUCAUCAGCUCACACUUCCUGCACUGCUUCAUCGCUGUGAGGAGGGUAAAACGAGAAAACGGGGCAGACGGAGGGGACGGGGGGGCGUUUCAGGUGUCCAUCACAGCCAGGGAGGAUGUGCCCCCGUUUGGCCCGCCUCUUCCAAACCCUCCCAUAUUUACAGAGGGUUCCGUGUUCCGGGAGUUUCUCCUGACCAAACUGAUCAACGCAGAGAUUUCGUGUUACAGAGCCGAGCGUUUCAGUAAACUGGAGCUGCGCACUCGCUCCUCUCUGCUGGAGGCGCUGAGGUCUGAGCUGUCCUCACGCUCCCAGUGCAUGAUGGGAAACUCAGCACCGCCCACCAGCACAGUGGCCCCGCCUCCAGAGGGGGGAGGAGGAUUCAUUGAAAACUUUAAAAGAGCUAUAAGAGUGCGCAGUCACUCUUUUGACACGUUGGGAGUUGUGAAGAAGACAGGAGGCCAGAAACAACGUGUAAAACACACACACACACACACACACACACACAUACACACAGACACACACACGCGUAUAAAUCACUCAGGGUUGCCAAGUCAGUCCAUUGUCUUUUUUUUUAUAUCAGAGGUGAGUGUGCGUCUGCAGGUUGGGGGUUUGAGUAUUUUGUGUGGAUUCAUUCCAACACCAAAACCAGAUCCAACUCCAGAUCCAACUCCAAAACCAGAUCCAACUCCAGAUCCAACUCCAAAACCAGAUCCAACACCAAAACCAGAUCCAACUCCAGAUCCAACACCAAAACCAGAUCCAACACCAAAACCAGAUCCAACACCAACUCCAGAUCCAACUCCAACACCAGAUCCAACACCAGAUCCAACUCCAGAUCCAACACCAAAACCAGACACACAGAACUCCUCACUGAACUGCUCGACUCCUUCUCAGAGCUGCACCUUAUUUAUGAUGAUAUACAGUAUAUAAUUCUGUCAGUAAUUAUUAUUAGUUAGGGGUCACUUCAUUCAUGAUUCAAUUCUCAGAAUAUCUAACAAAAUUUGAAUGAAGAAAAUUCAUGACUGAAAGGACACUUUUUUAUUUAUUUCUCAGUCAAAAACUAAUAAAAUAAUGUGCAUUUUUGUCUGUAUGAAACUAAAUAAAUCAAACAUUGCUACGAGCUGAAGGUUAAUAUUGUAAACAAAAUGGACUAAGGUUAGCCUUACUGUAUCUUAAAAAUAAAUCAAUAAAUAAAUUUAUAAAUUCUCCCAAAAAUUUGAUUGAAUCGGUAAAAUCUCUGACCCAGGGAAAAUCGACCAAAACAUAAUGAGCUCCGUAGCAGCGCCUGAGGCUUCACUUUAACCAGAAAUGGAGCUCCAAAGUAGCUAAAACGCCCAACUUCCGCUCCCUCGUUCUCAGGCGCCGUAGAUCACAGCAGUGCUGAGCUGGUGUCGUGUAAAAGCUUUUAAACUGUAAUAAUGUGGUUGUGUAACCGUAUAACAUAUAACACAUGUUGGUUGUUGCAAUCUGGAGCUAUUGGGCUGACGGUCACUUCAUGAGUGCAGUGAAAGAACGUGAUCAUGUGACCAGCGUGCUCUCGGUAGAGAGAGCCUAACUCUCUGGGUUGUGCAGAUGGGGACCUCUGCUGUUCAAACACUGCAAUUGCAUUAGAUGCAGAAUUAACAGAACGCCGAUUCCCGCGAUGUGAAUUCGCACAUUUCUGCAUAGUGAUGCGUCAUGUCAAAAACGCACAUUUAAGAUUUAUAGCUGGAUUUCUGUAUCUGCUUUGUAACAGUGUCCAUUGUUAAAAGUGCUCUAUACGAUGCAGUUACACCCCUGUUACUGACGGUGGAAGUUAAAUCAGUGGAGUGUGUAUAGGAGAGGGAUUUUCUCCUGCACACCUGGCAACCCUGCACACAGUGUAAAGUGUUUACUCAAGCCGUCAGUCGGAUGUUUAUUUCAUGCAGAAAAGUAUUUUCAUGUUUUCAUAUUUCACUUUACGAUGAUGCGUUUUUGUCUGAAUUCAGUGCCGAGUCCCUUAUUGCUGCUCCCUACAUAGUGCACUACAUAGGGAAUAGUGAAAGUGAGGAAGGGACUGAUUAGGAGGGAAAAGUUUAGGUGGAUAUUUUAGGGUGAGUUACUGACAUCUGGGCUAGAGAUCUACAUCUGGGCUAGAGAUCUACUUCACAGUGAUGGUACAGGAUGAUCUGAGACACAGCCCAUGUUUCAUUUCACAUCAAUCCACAUGGAUAUGAUAAACAUGAAAAAUAUUAUAAAUAUCAUAAAUAUGAUAAGUAUGGUAAAUGUGAUAUAUAUGAUGAACAUGAUAAAUAUUAUAAAUAUAAAGAUGAUAAAUAUGAUAUAAAUGAUAAAUAUGAUGAACAUGAUCAGGAAGUCACUCUGGUGUUUUCUGCUUUUCUUACAGGAGGGUGAGAGGUGAGUCAGCUUUUGGAGAAAUAUCCUGUGUCAAUAAAACCGUCCUGAUUGGUGAUAAAUGCUGAAAUAAAACAUUUCUGUCCCUCAGUGAAGCAGGACACUGCAGCCCACAGGAAGACGUGUAACAGCCGUGAAGCCUCACUUCCUGUCUGAGAGACGAGACAGAAGCCUGGACAGUGAGACACAGACGUGGAACACAUUCACGAUCCCACACGUUUGCGCUUUCUAGUUUUUAGCUGCUUUAGACACAAAAACAUCCACGUCGACUCAAACGUCACGGGACUGAGGGUGCAGGCCACACACUGGGCUCUGGAGUUAGCAUCAGCAUUAGCAUAAGAGAUUAGCAGGACACACAGAUACUAAUAAACACAUCAGCUCCAGCUUUGUGUUUCAGAGCUUUAACUUAAUAAAAUUAUUUAUUUUUAAAAAAUCUGGGAUUUUUAUAAAAACAUUAGUAAAUAUUGACUGAAGUUAUUAAGAUUAUAAUCAAAUUUAAAUUCAUCCUGAGUGAGUAAAAGAAGCGAAACACACGGCCUGGGUAUUAUUUCACCCUACACUUUCUAAAAGAUAUAAUUAUUAUUAUGUAUAUAAUUCAUUUAUAAUUAGAAAUAAUUUUCACACAUUCUCACUCACAAAAAAAAUUUAUCCCCUUAAAAUGAUUUCAUUCUAAUUUUCCUUUUAACUUCACAGUUGUGUUUUAAAUGUGAAGAUUCUCCAAAAAAAAAAAAAAAAAAAAAAAAACCACAUUAACAUCAACAUGAUGCUAAUAAGAUUUUUAUUUAAAUAUUAUUAACUGUUAAUUUCUGUUUUAACUCAUAAUUGACCAAUUUUCAGAGCAGUACAAUAAAAUCCAGCCAUUUGUUUUUGUCUCUGUAUGUAAGAAACUGACGGUGGAGUGAAACUCGCCUCUGCAGCGACACCUGCUGGACAUGAUGCAGUUUUCCUCUCAUUGUUUGGAGUGUGUGUGUGUUUCAGACGUGAUUUUUCUUUAUAUUGGUAUCUUUAUCAAAUGACUAUAUUACUGUUUUAUGUAUCUUCAGUCUGCGAAUAAAUAAUUCAUUUAAAAACAAGGCAGAAAAAAAAAAACCCUGAAUAAUUUGUAAGAUUUUGUGGUCAUCUGAUUUAGGAAGCUGAUAGUUUUGUUUCUGUUUUUGGGGAAAAAAAAAAAAAAAAAAGUAUAUUACAAGCUUUAAUAAUAAACUGUUAAAGCAAAUUUUCCUUUAGGUUAAGCAGAGACUCAUUGCGCCCCCUGCUGGUCCACCAUCAUACAGCAACUGUAUCAGAGCACCAGUUUGUAUUU